AUGGUUCUGUCGAAGCGAUACUACUGCAUCACGUACGACAACGGCGAGAGGGAAUGCUUCAACGAUGACAGCUUUUGGUACUCCGACACGGGCAUCAUAGUCAAAUGGAUCAUCCUCGCCUCCUUCUUCUUCAUCUUCUUCGGUUGGUUCGUUAUCGGUCACAUCCACGCAAAGCAACGAUUAAAGAAGGGUCUCCCUCUUCUUUCCUACCACCGCUUCCUAAUCCCUUACAACCAACGCCGCGGCCCCCUCGCCCCCCAAAACCACUUCACCUUCUACCAAACCCAACAACCCUACGGUACCGCGCCGCCGCCAAACGCCCCUUACGCCCAACGCACCGACGGCGCAUGGGCUGAACCCCCGCCUCUAUACCAAAACACAGAUGCCCCGCCUCAAUACUUUGCGCCAGCUGGUGCCUCGAAGACAAAUCCUAGUCAAGCGACCGCCUCUGGAUCCGCCGCUCCUGCGAUGGAGAUGCCGAUGUAUGGAGCGUCGCAGCCUGGACCGCAGCAGGCGGGUGUCGUGGGCGGCAGCGAUGUCGAACAAGGCCGAGUUCCGACGCAGGAGUUGCCACCGAGACCGGCGAAGGCGAAGUUGAUGGGUGUGUUGGAGAGGUUUAGGAAGUAA
Molecule: messenger RNA, 627 nt
Organism: Pyrenophora tritici-repentis Pt-1C-BFP
Lineage: Eukaryota; Fungi; Ascomycota; Dothideomycetes; Pleosporales; Pleosporaceae
Source: RefSeq, a predicted model, not a curated record